Messenger RNA from Betta splendens (Siamese fighting fish), 4109 nucleotides. It is a transcript of the gene spred3, whose product is annotated as sprouty related EVH1 domain containing 3. The record is from RefSeq and is a predicted model, not a curated record. Gene Ontology annotation, cellular component: membrane. Lineage: Eukaryota; Metazoa; Chordata; Actinopteri; Anabantiformes; Osphronemidae. The transcript has 6 exons. The coding region runs from base 266 to 1840 and encodes 524 amino acids. Gene Ontology annotation, molecular function: protein kinase binding. Gene Ontology annotation, biological process: negative regulation of MAPK cascade; multicellular organism development.
GGGAGGGAGGGAGAGAGGGAGGAUGCUGCCAGCGGAAAAUGGCUGCUGCAACCUCAAGCCUAUCCUGAUACACCGAAACGACAUCAAGGUGGAGAGGGAGAGCGAGUGCAAGAGAGAGAGAGAGGAAAAGAGAGAAAGAUUAGGAAAAUGAGAGCGGAUGGAGAAAGAAUGUAAGCGUGUCUGUGAGUGUUUCCUGAAAGGAGGAUAAAAAGAGAGAGAGGAGACCCUGGGGUGGGCUGCUGCAAGCGGCGGGCAACACCGAGCCAUGGAGGGCGAUGUGCGUGUUCGGGCAGUGGUGAUGACACGUGACGACUCCAGCGGCGGCUGGGUUCCCCUCGGAGGCGGAGGCCUGAGUCACGUGGUCAUAUGUAAGGGGCGCAGCCACGACGGCAGGGGGCGGAGGGAGUACGUCAUACGUGGAGAGCGGCUACGAGAUCGAGCACCGGUGCUGGAGUGUGCGGUGCAACGAGGGUUAGUGUACAACAAGGUGAACCCCAUCUUCCAUCACUGGCGAGUCGAAGAUCGAAAGUUUGGCCUCACGUUCCAGAGUCCUGCGGACGCCAUCUCCUUCGAGAAGGGGCUGCAGACGGUUCUAGACAAGCUGGACAGAGGCUCUGAUUCGCCCUCCUCCUCCACGCCCGAAGAGGCCGACACGGAGGACGACGGUCAAGCCUCCCAUACAGGAAGUGAGUCGUCGUCCAACAGCAGGAAGGAGAUGCUUCCCAAACCCAUCACCAUAGUGACGAGCGAGUCGUCGUCCACCUGUUUCGUGCGCUCAGAGGAGUUCAGCUUCGGGUCCAGCCACGCGGUCACCACUCAGACACCUGCUCAGAUCCACACCAGGCCGGGACAGCACCAGCUAUCGCAAAUCACGACGGUGUUGAAUCCCCCGGCGCCUCCACCGCCACCUCCCGCUCCUCCCACUCCUCCUGUGGGUCCCCCGGCCUCGUCCCCCCUCUCCCCCCUCUCACCCACCAUUUCUCUUCUGGAGGAGGGGGACCUGCGAAGCGUGGAUCCUUGCAAAGACCUGUGGGGCUCCCGAGGGUACGAGGACUACCGACGGGCGGGCGCCACCAGGACUAUGGUUGGGGGUCUGACUGGGGGGGUGGUUGUGGGGGGCGGAGGGAGCCUGCAGGACAAGUCAGAACUGUGCGUGGUCCGCUUUGAGAAGGAGCUCGCCGGAGUGGGGACGGCCGGGUGCGAAGUGACGGUGAGCCUGGACAGCAAGGCGGCGCAGCGCCUGUCGUCGUCGUCGCCCACCUGCAUGUCGGUGCCCAACGCCGUGUCGGGCGUGUCCUCCGGCGCCGGGUCGCCCCAGGAGACGGGCAAAGGCUCGCCCUCGCCGUGCUGCAUCCACACCUCGCUGGCCACGCCCCGCUCGCGGACUCGUAAGAGAGGAGGCGGGGCCAGCGGCGGCGGCGCCGACCCGGGGGUCAUCUCCCCCGACGACGACAGCCCGUGCCCCCAGGCCUCGUCGUCGUGCUCCUCCCGCUGCGUUUACUGCCGCUCCGUGUUCAGCGCGUCGGAGAACGGGCGGGGCCGAUGCCGCGACGCCCCGGACCCGGCGCUGCACUGCCUCCGCCAGUGGACCUGUGUGUGGUGCGCAGAGAGCCUGCUCUACCACUGCAUGUCGGACUCUGAGGGGGAGUUCUGGGAGCCUUGCUCGUGCGAUGACUCGAUGGGGGGGCACCCGCACCCCCUCUGCUGUGCCCGCUGGCUGGCCCUGCUGGCCCUGUCGCUGUUUGUGCCCUGCAUGUGCUGCUACCUGCCUUUGCGCGCCUGCCUGCGCUGUGGCGAGAGGUGUGGCUGCUGCGGGGGAAAGCACAAGGCGGUGCGAUGAGGCCAGGUCGGGGGAUGGGAGGGGUUCUCCGGACCGGGGGGGUGGUGAAUGGGCAGAGCACCUGCAGGGAUGCAGCAUGUCCCAGUACACCCAGAAUGACCUCUGACCUCUGACGCGGCCCUCGAAGGCCCCACGACCGUCCACUGCAUUCCACUCUCUCUCUUUCCGCCCUGGGGCCUUCCUCACUGGUCCGUGCCUGCUCAAGGUGCACUACACUCCGACCAGGCUCUGUGGGAACCGUCCGGAGCCUUUAAAGUGGAUUUACUCGAACUGGUGGCCAGAGACUACAUCGCUGGAAGAGGCAACGAUGACGUGUACUCUGUUUCAAAUGUUUGUUUUUUUUUAUUUAGGAAGAAAAACACAAAAAACAAAAGAUGUUUAUAUAUAUGAUUGUUAUAAUUUCAAUUGGUAUAUUUUAUUAAAUGUACAACUAAAUAUUAACAGGAUCCCCCAAUGGCACACACGAUCACAUAUUCACAAACAUGAGAUGUUGGGGAAGUGAUUUGUUUCAUGUUGGCCUGUUCGUCAGCCAGAUAAACAGACGUCACCCUUUACCUCUAAUUUUACCUCAGAUGUUAUUCAAAGCCUGGAAACGCAGGAAAACGGGAGUGGGUAGCGGUUUGGAGGGGGCCUUCAAGGAAGCAGGAGCAUCUGAGAGUGUUGUCUUUUGGUCAAAGUGGAAAUGCAAAGGGACAAUUAUUAAGGGAAGUUGCAAUGACAACCACAAAGACUUAAAAUCAUAAUGUGAUUCAUUAUGGUCCUUUCUAACCAAACACGGUUAUUUUAGUUUUUUGAAGAAAAAAAAUCAAGAAUGUGUGUUCAACAUUACGCCCUCACAUUACACAUCCUUUCAUAUUUACAAUAGUAAUCAUAGAAACCAUCACACCUCACUGUACUUGUUGAAUUAGUCAAGGUGCUUACAACUGAGGCCUCUGAGCGAGUCUAUUCUACCUAAUGUACACGACUGUACAGUCCCAGCCCCAAAGAGAAGCCGAGCCUGUGGCCAUCGCUCUGCAGGCGUCCAGGCCUUCGAAUGAGAUGCAACCAAAAAACCCUACGUGCAGUGAAGCUUUGGUCGCUCACAUCAAACGUGACACUGUCUGACACCACGAGCGUUAACCUGGUGAGAUGAGUGGAGGCCACUUGGUUUGGACUAACGCGUUGUGUCGCUUAAGGUCCGACGCCUGAACAAAGCUGCUAGUUUAAAUGAACUCUGCUCAACCGUUCGACUCACAAACAAUGCUGACCCACCGGGGACGCUUUGAAAUCCGUCUGGUUGUCCCUUAACUUUUUCUGGUGCCAGGAAGAUACUAAGCUAUAAUAUCAUUUUAAUGGUUAAUGCAACACGCUUGCAUCUGGCUUUCUGUGAGCUUUGUUCAGUAAAUGCUAAAAUAACUAUUGGAAUGCACUUAGCAUUAUCACUCAGAGGCGUUCUCCUUUAAAGUGUAACACUGUUUAACCAGUGGUGGUUACGUCACAUCACCUGGUUUACCGUGAAUUACGGCAGAAUGAACUUUUCAGAAGCUUCAGCAGAAUAAUUGACGUUUUAGGUUUAGCCAAGAACUUUUAUCCAAAGUGACUUUAAGUGAGCGAUCAGGCAGCAGGGUUCAGAGACAUGACGCUAAUGAGCGCUCCACCUCGUGGUUGGGGCGGCCUGCCAACGGUGGAGGUCCACUUAAAAAACAUGAUAGAAAGACAUGGUCUCAGCUGGUCACUUCAAUGCCAUAACCCCCUACACACACACACACACACACACACACACACACACACACACACACACACACACACAACGCACAGACCGGCACCCACACAAACACAAGCUCACUGAAUGGUGCAGAUAAACAGAACUAGUUAAGCCAUUGCACAGUUUGCUACUUCUGGUCAGAACCGGCGUUCGAGUACAGUACUGACAGUCAUGCGAUCACAACUGCAGGCCCCAUUCUUACAUCUUAAUAAAUGUGCCUUUUGAUUUAAGUAAUCAAGACCUUAUGAUUUCAAAGUAACUCUGUAUUAAGUACUAUUGACUUUUUGGUUUUUGGUUUCUGCCAAUGUGCAUAUUUUCAAAUGUACGUAUUUAUUAGUUUCAAAGUAAUUGAGAUAUUACCCGUUUAUUUAUUUAUUGAGAUAUUUAUUCGGAUUCUUUAUUUUUUUGAGACAGGUUUUUAUCUUCCGUGCUGUCUUACUUCUGACUUUGUGCCAAUGUGCUGCUUUGAGGUGUUACAUAUCGUGGGUUUGUAUCAUUAUUAAACCCUCACUCUAUAUUUUAAAA